Acanthamoeba castellanii str. Neff is the source of this 267-nucleotide messenger RNA. RefSeq lists its product as uncharacterized. The transcript has 2 exons. NCBI's taxonomy places the organism in Eukaryota, Discosea, Longamoebia, Acanthamoebidae. The record is from RefSeq and is a predicted model, not a curated record. Bases 1 to 267 code for a protein of 88 amino acids.
AUGGGCGCCUGCGAAUCUUGCGAAGUCGACCAACACCACCACGGCCACCACCACGGCACGGACACCACCACGGCGGCCACCAUCACGCGAUUGUGCACCACGGACACCACGGCCACCAUGAUCACCACGGACACCAUGGCCACCAUUUCGACCAUGGCCACCACCAUGACCACGGUCACCACCACCACGGCCAUCAUCACCACUAAGAAGCCCAGCCUCUCCACAAUGCCGAUCGGACAAUCGAUAGAAUUUCGCAUAGCAGAAUGA